AUGGGAAUUUCUAAAAGUGAUCCGAUAGCCAUUAUUGGUGCAGGAGCAUUCGGUCUCUCGACUGCUCUUGAGCUCUCCAAUCAAGGCUAUUCCGACAUAACAGUAUUCGAGAAAGACCAGGAGAUUCCGUCACGAUGGUCAGCUGCGAAUGAUCUCAAUAAGAUUAUGCGAGUUGAGUAUGAGGACGACUUCUAUACCAACCUGGCAAUUGAAGCAGCGCAUGCCUGGCAAACCCCUCUUUAUGCGCCAUAUUUCCAUCGAGUCGGGUAUCUCAAUUGUGCAACCGCGACUUCGCCGCAGAAAGCAGUGGACACUAUGAGGCGAUUCCAUGCGGCUGCCGCGAGACAUCUGGAGACAAGAGCCUACACCGAUACCAUCAACGGCCCAGAAGAUAUCAAAAAAUUCUGCUGGCAAUUCAAAGGAGGUGAACUGCCUGGCUGGAGAGGAUAUCUUUGCCGGUAUGAUGGAUAUGUACAUUCCGCGAAUGCCUUGCGCGGAAUAUAUCGGGAGGCGCAGUCAAAGGGAAUACGGUUUUUCCUGGGUGAAAAAGUCGGCGCCAUCCAAGAGAUUGUCUACGAAGGAGUUGGGCCAAGCCGAAGGAGUAUCGGCGUCAGAACAAAGGCUGGCACGUUUCACGCCGCGUCGCUGGUCAUCGUGGCCGUGGGAGCUGCAGCCUCGAAGAUUGUCCCAGAGAUAGGCAGCGAGGUUUCGGCGAAGUCUUGGUCUGUGGCACAUAUUCGACUUACUGACGAAGAGACGUCGGCGCUGCGCGGUAUUCCGGUUACGUACGCGCGCGACUUUGGGUUUCUUUUCGAGCCAGAUCCGAAGACCAAUCUUUUAAAGCUGUGUCCCAUGGGCGGUGGCUACAUCAACACGAAUCCAUCCACUGGGGUAUCGGAAGCCCCGUCGGGGUUGAUUCGCGGCUUUGUGCCAGCUGAGGAUGAGAGAAAAAUGCGGGAGCUGCUCCGCCAGACUCUGCCAUAUCUAGCAGAUAGGCCACUGGUAGACAAGUCACUAUGCUGGUUUGCAGAUACCGCAGACUCCGACCUCAUCAUCGAUUACGUGCCGGAAACGGCUUCUUCGGUUAUUUUGUUGUCGGGCGACUCGGGACAGGGCUUCAAGAUGUUCCCGAUCUUUGGGCGCUGGGUGGCUAAUUUGCUCAAUGAGUCGGCCAAUGUUCAAAGUAUUGCGCGAUGGCGUUGGAGGGUACCAAAGCCGAAAGCGAAGGGUGGAAUAGAUGAUGUGAGCUGGAGGAUAGGUGACGUGAAAGAAUUACGGGAAAUCCAACAGAGCAGGCCAGUGCCUGCAAAGUUGUGA
This is a messenger RNA of Parastagonospora nodorum SN15, 1317 nucleotides long. RefSeq lists its product as hypothetical. NCBI's taxonomy places the organism in Eukaryota, Fungi, Ascomycota, Dothideomycetes, Pleosporales, Phaeosphaeriaceae. The transcript is spliced from 2 exons. Gene Ontology annotation, molecular function: sarcosine oxidase activity; saccharopine oxidase activity; flavin adenine dinucleotide binding. The coding region runs from base 1 to 1317 and encodes 438 amino acids. The record is from RefSeq and is a predicted model, not a curated record.